Solanum tuberosum (potato) is the source of this 1392-nucleotide messenger RNA. Its product is annotated as vacuolar-processing enzyme-like. Gene Ontology annotation, molecular function: cysteine-type endopeptidase activity. NCBI's taxonomy places the organism in Eukaryota, Viridiplantae, Streptophyta, Magnoliopsida, Solanales, Solanaceae. Gene Ontology annotation, biological process: vacuolar protein processing. The transcript has 9 exons. The coding region runs from base 1 to 1392 and encodes 463 amino acids. The record is from RefSeq and is a predicted model, not a curated record.
AUGAUAUUUAAGUACAAAGUAUUUGUUGCACUUUUUGUUGUGCUCUCAAUUUGGGCCAGCAUUGAAGGUCGUAGUGUCUCUAAAUUCUUAACCGAAGAAACUGUAGGGACCAAAUGGGCUGUCCUAGUUGCUGGCUCUAAUGGAUGGUGGAAUUACAGGCAUCAGGCUGAUGUAUGUCACGCUUAUCAAUUACUCAAGAAAGGUGGUCUUAAAGACGAGAACAUUAUUGUAUUCAUGUACGAUGAUAUUGCUAACAAUACUAUGAAUCCUCGACCUGGAGUCAUCAUCAAUAAUCCACAUGGCCAAGAUGUUUACAAAGGUGUUAUUAAGGAUUAUGUAGGUGAAGAUGUUAAUGCUGAAAACUUUUUCAAUGUUAUUCUUGCCAACAAAAGUGGUAUAACUGGAGGAAGUGGUAAAGUUUUGAACAGCGCUCCAAAUGACCAUAUUUUCAUCUACUAUGUUGAUCAUGGUGGCCCUGGAAUUGUUUCAAUGCCAACUGGAGUUGUCUACGCGAAUGAUUUGAUUAACGUGUUGAAAAAGAAGCAUGCUUCUGGGACAUAUAGUAAACUGGUAUUUUACUUAGAAGCUUGUGAGUCUGGAAGCAUGUUUGAUGGUCUUCUUCCUGAAGGUUUAGAUAUUUAUGUUACGACUGCAUCAAAUCCCAAUGAAAGUAGUUGGGGAACAUAUUGUGGUGUGGGUGAUGCACGCGAUCCCUGCCUUGUAGAGUGUCCCCCUCCUGAGUUUAAAGGUGUGUGCUUAGGAGACUUGUACAGUGUUGCUUGGAUGGAGGACAGUGAUGUUCAAGAUCGACAAACUGAAACUCUAGAUGAUCAGUAUGAUAGGAUUGCAAACAGAACAGCAGCCAAUCUAACAUAUGGCUCUCAUGUCAUGCAAUAUGGUGAUAUGGUGUUAAGUGUUGAUACUCUUUUCCAGUAUAUGGGCGUUGCUUCGAUAAACCACUCUCAUGUCUCCAUGAAUUCUUAUAAAUCAUCGUCACAGAAUGUUGAACAACGAGAAACUGAACUUUUCUACUGGCAAUCCAAAUACGAAGAUGCUCCUGAAGGUUCUGAUGACUAUUUUGAAGCUCGCGCCAAACUUAUUAAAGUUGUAGCACAUAGAAGUCAAGUGGACAAUAGCGUAAAACAUAUUGGAGAUCUUCUGUUUGGAGUUGAAUAUGGUAACAAGGCACUACAAAGUGUUCGAUCUGCUGGACAACCACUAGUUGAUAACUGGGAUUGCCUUAAAUCCUAUGUCGAGAUUUUUGAGGCACAUUGUGGAAAAUUAAGCUCAUAUGGAAAGAAACAUAUACGUGGUAUCGCGAAUAUUUGUAAUGCCGGAAUUGAGAGUGAGCAAAUGACUGCUGCAACUGUACAAGCAUGCGGCCCUUUGUAG